Messenger RNA from Drosophila subobscura, 1696 nucleotides. Its product is annotated as glucose-6-phosphate 1-dehydrogenase. Gene Ontology annotation, cellular component: cytosol. Gene Ontology annotation, biological process: glucose metabolic process; pentose-phosphate shunt, oxidative branch. The transcript has a single exon. The record is from RefSeq and is a predicted model, not a curated record. Bases 86 to 1681 code for a protein of 531 amino acids. NCBI's taxonomy places the organism in Eukaryota, Metazoa, Arthropoda, Insecta, Diptera, Drosophilidae. Gene Ontology annotation, molecular function: glucose-6-phosphate dehydrogenase activity; NADP binding.
UCCUUUGCCUGAGCUCUCAAAAAUUCCUUUCGAAAUUCUCCAUUUUCGGUUAGUGCUUCAAAAUUCGAGUUUUGCCUUUGACGAAAUGCAACCCAUCGAUCCGAACAAUGAAACGGCCCACUCCUUUGUGGUGCUGGGUGCUUCGGGGCGACUGGCCAUGCAGAAGGUUUUUCCAGCCCUCUGGGCUCUCUACAGGGACAACCGACUGCCGCAGGGCACCAGAAUUUUCACCUUCAGCCGCACAAAGCUCCACACGAGGACCUACCGGCUGACAUGUGCACCCUACAUGAACCUGGACCCGCAGCGCGAUCCCCAGAAGUUUAACAGCUUCUGGCUGACGGUGCACUGUGUGCAGGGGCAGUACGACCAGGCGGAGGACUACGCAGCCCUCACAGAGGCCAUGAUUCGGCAGGAGACGAAGCACAACCAGAUCUAUGCCAACCGCAUCUUCUACCUCGCGCUACCCCCCGUCGUCUUCGAUCAUGCGACCACCAACUUGAGCCGAAAGUGCAAGUCGUUGACGGGCUGCACCCGGAUUGUGGUGGAGAAGCCGUUCGCCAGGAACGAUCUCACCUACCGGCCCUACCAGACGGCCCUCUGUCAGACGUUCAAGGAGUCGCAGAUCUACAUGAUUGACCACUUCCUGAGCAAGCAGAUCUCGCAGAAUCUGUUUGGCCUGCGCUUCGCCAACCUACUCUGGUCGGGGACACUCAACAACCGGCACGUGGCCGCCGUAAUGAUCACGGUGAAGUGCGAGAAGCCGGUAAAGGCUCGGGCGGAAUACUUUAACUUCUUCGGCAUCAUCCGCGACGUUAUGACCAAUCACAUGAUGCAGCUGCUGGCUCUGGUGUCUAUGGACAAGCCCUACUCCAACACCAUCGACGACCUGCGAAACGAGCGGCUGAAGCUCUUCAAAGAGGUGACCACCGCGAACAUGGGGGACGUGAUCCUUGGCCAGUAUCGCAACAACCGCAUGGAGAGCGAUCCCGACAAGGUGGGCUACACGGAGCACAGCUACAUACCCAAGGACUCGAUGACGCCUACAUUCGCCAUGGUCGUCCUGCACAUCAAUAACAGGCGUUGGUCCGGCGUGCCCUUCAUUCUGCGUGCUGGCAAAGCCAUGAACGACACCAAGACGGAGGUGCGGAUCCAGUACAAGUCGGCGGAGUGCGACGAAGGGAAGAACGAGGAGCUGGAAAUCAGGAAUGAGCUGGUCCUACGAGUCGCACCCUUCGAGGAGAUCUUCAUGCGGCUGCUUUUGAAGCAGCCGGGCGAGGAGCUCUGUCUGAAGGAGACGGCUCUCAAUCUGCGAGUGGAUGAGCGGAACACCAAGUACAUGCCCAACUACAACAGCCUCAUCCUGGACCUUUUCAAGGGCAACCAGAGCAUGUUCAUGCGCACCGAUGAGCAGUGCGAGAUCUGGCGCAUCUUCUCCCCCAUCCUGCAGAGCAUCGAUCUGGAUCGACCCAAGCCCCUGCCCUACGAUUUCGGAUCACGGGGUCCAGUGCUCGCCUACCGCAAGGCCGAGCGUGUCGGCUUUGUGUUUUUCGCAUCUGAUGAGUGGCGCGAGAACAAGGAGACGCUGGACUACACAGUUAAGAGCAGCAGGAUCCUGAGUGGGCCACACCAUGCAUUGAAGCCCGAACGAGCGCAGGUCAAGCUGAAGUCCAGUGAAAUCUAAUAAAAUCAGCAACAA